Messenger RNA from Parascedosporium putredinis, 519 nucleotides. The record is from the annotation of a GenBank genome assembly. NCBI's taxonomy places the organism in Eukaryota, Fungi, Ascomycota, Sordariomycetes, Microascales, Microascaceae.
AUGUUCUUCCUUUACAAUAUGGAGCGCAGGGUCACCCUGCAUCCAUCCUACUUUGGAAGGAACAUGAAGGAACUCGUAACCACCAAGCUCGUCCAAGACGUCGAAGGCACUUGCGCCGGAGAUUAUUACAUCAUCGUUAUCAUGGAUGCAUUUGAUAUCUCCGAGGGUCGCAUCCUGCCGGGAACUGGUCUCGCUGAGUUCACAGUUGGGUAUCGCGCCGUCGUGUGGCGACCAUUCAAGGGCGAGACGGUUGAUGCGGUCGUCGCGUCGGUGAACCACCAAGGUUUCUUUGCAAACGCUGGCCCCUUGAAACUUUUCGUGUCUGCCCACCUUAUCCCCAGCGAAAUCAAAUGGGAUCCCAAUGCUACACCCCCUCAGUUCACCAACAACGAAGAUAUGGUCAUCGAAAAGAGCACUCAGGUCCGCGUCAAGAUCAUCGGCAUAAGGAGCGAGGUCGGCGAGAUGUGGGCCAUUGGAAGCAUUAAAGAGGAUUACCUAGGCUGUCUUCAAGAGAGCUAA